GUUCAGCAACCACUUCCCUCGCAGUAGCCCCUUGAGCUGCUUGGACACUAUGAGUGUCGCCAGAUCCUCCGAAUGUGUAUUCUGUCUUUUCUCCCGAUCCUCCCGUCCUGCUUCGGCUGCUCGCCGCCAAUUCCACUCCUCCCCGAUCCAUCAGAAGCGAAAGCCGCGCUUCCCGAGCGUCAAAGCUGUUUUUAAUGAAAUAGACAUCGACAAAGCCGGCAAAGAGUUCCUCGAAGCGGCCGAUGGCGCUGCUUCGCAGAAGUACUCCCCUGAACAACGUGCCGCGAUUCAAGCCGCCCAAAAAAUCAUCGAUCCAGAAAAACUGCAACAACAGACAGGCAAUCGGACGGAUCCCUGGAGGGUCAGAUACUACGAUGAUCUGGCAAAAAUAAAUCCUGUCGUCGACAAGCCGGUGAAACAACCUUGGACGAACCUCGAUGAGAACUCGCGACUGAAAACCGACGAAGAAUUUGAAGAUGACUUGGUCAAGCUUAUGCACGAGAUACCCAGUCCGCGGCACCCUAAUGACUUUGAUCCAAAACUUUGGGACAAAUUUGAUGAGAAUCUCAGAUUGACCGUUGGAAAAGAAGAAGCAGAAAGACGGCCCCGGACGGCGCUGGCGCCAGACUUGCCCGACAUCUCCCCCAAGGUUGUGAAGAAAAAGGUGACUAAUAAGGAUGGUGAGGUGGUCCAGGAGGAGCCGCCGUCCGCUGCACUUGUCAUGUUGAUGCAGAUGACUGGAUAUACGAAAGAGGACAUCGCUAAGCUGAGGGUCAGGACGGUCAUCGUUCAUUCAGUUGCGAAUCAGACCAGACUAGGAAAGAUCCGUAAAUUCUACGUUUUGUCCGUGGCCGGUAACGGGAAUGGUAUGGUCGGUAUUGGCGAAGGGAAGGGAGUGGAAAUCCAGGAUGCCUACAUUCAGAGCCAAUAUCGGGCCAUCCGAAGCAUGAAACCCAUAAUGCGGUAUGAAGAUCGGACGACAUUCGGAGAUCUCAGUGCCAAAUUCAGCGCGACCGAGUUGGAACUUUAUGCAAGGCCACCAGGAUUCGGGCUCCGCUGCCAAAAGUAUAUCUGGGAAGUUUGCAAAGCCGCAGGAAUUCACGAUCUCGCGGCCAGAGUUACACGGUCGAGAAACCCCAUGAACACGGUCAAAGCAACUGUUCAGGCUCUAAUGGGACAGAAACAUCCGGAAGAUAUCGCAAGAGCCCGUGGAAAGAAGUUGGUCGAUGUGCGAAAAGUCUACUACGCCGGACAGACAUAGAUUGUGUUCAUCAUGCUUGUGAGGGCAAGUGAGCUGUACUUCAAGGCAGACCUGUAUCAUACAUUAUUGUUACAAAUCCCGCCUGCAGAUUCGUAGCAAGGUGCUGGGAACUCUGGCAAUCCAGCCCAGGAUGUUGUUCUAUUUGUGCACCCC
This is a messenger RNA of Exophiala xenobiotica, 1414 nucleotides long. RefSeq lists its product as uncharacterized. Gene Ontology annotation, molecular function: structural constituent of ribosome; RNA binding. Gene Ontology annotation, biological process: translation. The record is from RefSeq and is a predicted model, not a curated record. Gene Ontology annotation, cellular component: ribosome. The transcript is spliced from 2 exons. NCBI's taxonomy places the organism in Eukaryota, Fungi, Ascomycota, Eurotiomycetes, Chaetothyriales, Herpotrichiellaceae. Bases 50 to 1261 code for a protein of 403 amino acids.